GUCAAACGGGUUAUUUAGAUUAUUGCAGAUCGUUUUUUUUUCUCUUUUUCAAUCAACCCAAUUAUCUUGCCUGCUCUCUGCAUAAGUUGAUGUUAAUGUAGUAUUCAAAAGGUUCAGUUAUUUUAGCAUUCUUCUAUAUUAGCAUGUUAAUUUGGACAAAGUUGAAGUUUGGAGGUAAUUUAGAGUAGAUUGAAGCUGAAACAAUGAAUUCUCUUAAUUUUAGAAGAUGAGUAGUACUAGCAGCUUGGUUUCAAGAACCCUAAAGCUAAAGAAUCCAAAACUUUUGCUACUAGAAUCCUGCUCCAAUUUGUCCCACCUGAAAAUCAUUCAUGCCUAUAUGAUCAGAACCCACACAAUCGUUGAUGUGUUUUCAACCAGUCGUUUAAUUUCCUUUAGCAUAGACAAGAACUUGCUAGAUUAUGCAUUACAGGUCUUUUACCAAAUCCAAAACCCUAAUCUUUUUAUUUUCAAUGCAUUUAUCAGGGGAUAUUCUGGAAGCGAAAGCCCAGGUCAGUCCUUUCACUUUUACAUCCAAUCUCAAAGAUUAGGCAUUUUUCCUGAUAAUCUUACAUACCCGUUUUUAGUCAAGGCAUGUACUCAAUUGGGUUCUAUAGAUAUGGGAAUGCAAGCUCAUGGUCAUGUUGUUAGGCAUGGAUUUGAAAAUGAUGUUUAUGUGCAAAAUUCACUUGUUAAUAUGUAUUCUAAUCUAGGGGACAUAAGGGCUGCAAGUUAUAUCUUUCAAACAAUGUCUCAGUUAGAUGUUGUUUCUUGGACUUCGAUGAUAGCUGGUUAUAAUAAAUCAGGAGAUGUUGAGUCAGCGCGCAAGUUGUUCGACAAAAUGCCGGAAAAGAACUUGGUUACUUGGAGUACAAUGAUCAGUGGCUAUGCUAAGAACAAUUGCUUUAAUAAGGCAAUUGAAUUGUAUAAUGUUCUUCAAUCAGAAGGGGUUCAAGCAAAUGAAACUGUUAUGGUUAGUGUGAUGUCUUCAUGUGCUCAUUUAGGUGCACUUGAAUUGGGAGAAAAAGCACAUGAUUAUGUGGUUAGAAAUAAAAUAACUGUCAAUUUGAUACUUGGUACUGCCCUUGUAGAUAUGUAUGCAAGAUGUGGAAGUAUUGAUAAAGCUGUCCAGGUUUUCGAUGAACUUGGGGAGAAGGAUGCCUUAAGUUGGACAGCCCUUAUUGCUGGAUUUGCAAUGCAUGGUCAUGCUGAAAAAGCACUUCAAUAUUUCUCAGAAAUGAUAAGAACAGGGCUAACCCCGAGAGACAUAACCUUUACAGCAGUUUUGUCUGCAUGCAGUCACAGGGGAUUGGUUGAAAGAGGGAUGAAGAUAUUUGAAACCAUGAAAAGAGACUAUUGUGUUGAGCCUAGGUUGGAACACUAUGGGUGCAUGGUUGAUCUGCUAGGCCGAGCAGGGAAAUUAACGGAAGCUGAGAAGUUUGUUCUUGAUAUGCCAGUGAAGCCUAAUGCUCCAAUUUGGGGAGCAUUGCUCGGAGCUUGUCGGAUACAUAAAAAUGCAGAAAUUGCAGAAAGAGUAGGAAAGACCCUCAUUGAGUUGCUGCCAGAACACAGUGGAUACUAUGUGCUGCUUUCAAACAUUUAUGCACGCACGAACAAGUGGAAGAAUGUCGAAAACAUGAGAGAGAUGAUGAAGGUAAGGGGAGUAAAGAAACCGCCCGGAUAUAGUCUCAUUGAGAUAAAGGGGAAAGUUCAUAAAUUUACCAUAGGAGACACAAUACACCCAGAAAUAGAGAAGAUUGAAAAAAUGUGGGAAGAAAUUCUCAAGAAGAUAAAAACAGCAGGAUAUACUGAAAAUACUACUGAUGCAAUGUUUGACAUAGAUGAAGAGGAAAAAGAGAAUACCCUGCACCGGCACAGUGAGAAGCUAGCUAUAGCAUAUGGGAUCAUGAGGACUAAAGCACAUGCCCCUAUUCGGAUAGUGAAGAACUUGCGGGUAUGUGAAGAUUGCCACACGGCUACAAAGCUGAUAUCUAAGAUUUACGAGCGAGAGUUGAUUGUAAGAGACCGAAACAGGUUCCAUCAUUUUAAAGGAGGAGUCUGUUCUUGCAUGGAUUAUUGGUGAACAAGUCAAAACUAUAUGAUUUGUUGUUUUCUUAUAGAUUAAACUUCUGAAAGAAUUUUUUGUGGCUUGCUUUACUAUUACUACAAAGGUGGGAAGCAAAUGCUUUUCCCAUAAAGAGAAAUUAAUAUA
This is a messenger RNA of Ricinus communis (castor bean), 2209 nucleotides long. Its product is annotated as pentatricopeptide repeat-containing protein At5g06540. Gene Ontology annotation, molecular function: zinc ion binding; RNA binding; protein binding. NCBI's taxonomy places the organism in Eukaryota, Viridiplantae, Streptophyta, Magnoliopsida, Malpighiales, Euphorbiaceae. The transcript has a single exon. The record is from RefSeq and is a predicted model, not a curated record. Gene Ontology annotation, biological process: RNA modification. Bases 227 to 2080 code for a protein of 617 amino acids.